Messenger RNA from Drosophila ficusphila, 504 nucleotides. RefSeq names its product SOSS complex subunit C homolog. Bases 121 to 504 code for a protein of 127 amino acids. NCBI's taxonomy places the organism in Eukaryota, Metazoa, Arthropoda, Insecta, Diptera, Drosophilidae. Gene Ontology annotation, cellular component: nucleus; SOSS complex; nucleoplasm. Gene Ontology annotation, biological process: DNA repair. The transcript is spliced from 2 exons. The record is from RefSeq and is a predicted model, not a curated record.
CCGGGUAGAGUGACCGCACCAUCCAGCGUGCGCAAAGCCAAAAAUAGCGACAGCAGCCCAACUUGCAAGGAAGUUUUCCACAUAGUUCCGACUUUUCGACACUUAAACCUAGACUAUUUGAUGGCUUUUCCCACCACAAGUGCCCAGCAAGCCGAGACGAACCGCAAGAUACUCGAGGAGAUACAGACAAAGAAGCAGUUGCUCGCGGGCGGGAUCAUAAACCUAGGACUGAGCACUACUAGUCAGAUGCCCACUCCCCAGUUGCUGGGACAGCCAACGACAGUAAAUCCCGAUUUCCAGGUGGGCGUGGGCACCAAUGCCACAUCCACCGCCCGCUCUGCAUUUAAUCCAACGAGCUCUACGACUCUGGGUUUCUUUGUACCUCAGGAUUCGUAUUUUGGAAACAGUUUUAUACCCGUGCUGCCUCGUCUGGAGCCGCUGCCGUCGCCCGCGACCACGCCCACCACCCCGAACGCCCCGGCCAGCCAUAUCGUUAGCAAAUAG